Molecule: messenger RNA, 2697 nt
Organism: Aspergillus glaucus CBS 516.65
Lineage: Eukaryota; Fungi; Ascomycota; Eurotiomycetes; Eurotiales; Aspergillaceae
Exons: 4
Coding region: 434-2563 (709 amino acids)
Source: RefSeq, a predicted model, not a curated record
GUGAAUGUACACACGUGAUAUGGGUCAGUACAUGCAUGAAUAUUCCAUUUCGCAUAUUAUUUGUCGAAAAGCAAGAUGCUGCACCAUUCUAAACCUAGAAUGCGCAAUAUGGGCUGUGUUGUUGCCCGACUCCGCCAUGCAUCGCCCGUAUAUGAUACAAUCUGCCUUAACGAGGCUUGUUGAUUCUUACCUGUCUGCCAGCCAACUACCACUAUUUCACUUGCCAGGAUUCUAUCAUCCUUGCCUAAAUAGUCUAUGAUGCCAUGGGAGGUCAUCCCCAGGCGCCUUGUCGAUCAGACGCUUCACUACAAAAGCAGCCGCCCCAGCCUUGUUGAGCAGAUUGCUUCGUUCUCACAUUAAAGUCGACAUACUAGCAUAUACAUGAACUGAAGCGAUAUUGACACCAUGAGCUCACCUGUACUAGAUACAGAAAAUGGCAAGGGUCAUGAUACCCUUGUUGAAUCUGAACAAAGACGCUGGAUCCCCUCGCAGCUCCACUGUCACCCCCGAUCAGUGUGCCGCCCAUCUAAAGCUCUUAGCAGCCUUCGCAGACCUGCGCGAUAGCAUUUCCACAGAAGAUGGUCUCUUCGGCCUACAUGACGCUCAAGCAGAAGAGUACCGGGAUGGGCGCAAUCACAUGCUUGCUAAAAUACGAGAAAAGCGAUGGGCUGUGUAUGUCAGCCGAGCGGCUGAGCGGUAUUUGGUUUGGUGGAGGGAGUGCAUUUCGAGUUCUGAGGGGCGGCCCACGCUCAAGACACUACAGAAUAUUCACUAUGGGAGCAUUACAGGAUGUUUGUCGAGGAUUUCUUGGAGCCAUCAAUAUAUGCCGCCUCUCGACGUCUUGAUGGUAUGGCAUGCCCACAUGCUUAAUCCGCGAUCCUUUCUCGAAGACUGCAUCCGUUACGGCAAAAUGAACUUCUGGGAAACUGGCUUCCCCUGGGCUGUUAUUAACAGAUGUUUGAACGAUAAGACCUUGGAAUACAAUGCAGGGGAAACCGCAAAAAGCAAAUUCGAACAGGCAACCAAACUAUCCUGGGAUAACCUCCAAGACCCGCUUCGAAAAGACAUCAAAUGCCCCAAUUGCGGAGCCCUAGUGCACGUCCGGUGGACAGCAGGACGCAUACCCCACCAAUCCGUCAUCCCAUUCGAACAGUUCCACGGCUUCGCGGAUAAGGGCUUCAACACGACCUGCUCCAAGUGCCGUUACGUUAUCACACAUGACAAAAUCAAGGUCGCCAGAUUCCGACGCGACAUCCAGAGACUGCUAGACCGAGACUCGCCAAUGCCAGGAACCCUCUACAACCUGAACGGCAUCCCAGAAGCAGCAGGAACCGCUAUAGUUGGCUUAGGGUCAUUCUUCCCCAACUGGCUCCUACGGGCCGUGGGAAAGGACAUACUCAUGGUCACGCACCCGCUGAUCAGCCGCUGCGAGAACAUGGCCGACAUACGCGACGAACUAGAAUCCAAGCUCAAAAACAUAGACGACCUCUUCAAAAAGGACGGCAGACCCCCUCGACGCCGCAUCAACCUAGAAGAAAAAGUCGCCUUCCGCCGAAUGAUGUCCCGCUACUGGGAAAACACAUCCGCCUUCUCCCUAGACCUCGUCGGCGCUGUUAUCCGCCAAGGAACCUUCGUCCAGAAAAUGGACAACAUCGACUGGCUGCACUCACCAACAGCCAUGGAAACAAUGACCCGCCUAAUCAACAAAUACAAAAUCUUCUUCCACAUCAUGGUCUCGAACCCGAAGCGCAUGGCCGUCCCAACCCUAGAUGUCGAUCUAGCCUGGCACACGCACCAACUCUCCCCCUCCCGCUACUUCCAAUACUCUGUCAUCAACUCAAACUUAUCCUCAGUAACACACAAACACGUCUUCAUCGACCACGACGACAAAGUCGGCGAAGACAAACUCUCCGACGGCUUCGAAUGGACAAGCAAAAUGUACAAAAAGUUCACAAACGGGGAACUCUACAGCGAAUGCACAUGCUGGUACUGCGAGGCAAUCAGAGCCCCAGACCUCCGCAGCGGAAUCUUCGUCUCCUCCGCUACAGCACGAGCCCGCGAAACCGCCGCAGCCCUACACGAUCGAGAAGAUAUCUCCCCAGACCCAGAGAAAAACCCACACAUCUCCACGCACAACGCCGUGAAACCAACAACGCUAACAAGCCACUACUUCAUCAAAAGAGGUCUGAAAGCAAUGCAACUCCAAACCAACUACGAGCGAGCCCGUCGCCGCGCCGAGAAACGUGAACGCAGAAACUCCAAGGAUGUCAAGAAUGAUACUGCCAACGGCAAGGACAAGGAGAAGGAAAGGAAUAGUUCCAAUGACGGUGGUCCUGCUACUACUGCGUUUCCGAUUGUUUGGGGUGUGCCGGUCUACAUACCGUACUAUGCGCCGUAUAUGUGUGAUCCUGGUGUUAAUUCUGAUGCGUAUGUGGGGAAUCCGGCUUGUAUGAACUUGGCGCCUGGGGGGCAUGGGAAUUGUGCGGCGGGGACGUGUGGUGGUGGUGUGGCUGCUGGGAGUUGUGGUGGUUCUGGAGGGGGGUUGUUGAGUUGGGUUUCAUAGCUACCCUGUUUCAUGCGCUAGAUUAUGCUAGAUCUGUUAAUUGUUAAUUGAGCAAGCCGAUUGGCUUUCGAAGGAUGUAAUAAUGAAUUUCAAGUUGAACCGAAUGAAGCUCGAAUGCGCACUGGGUAUUCAAA